CAUUAGUUUAUAUAGAGACGUUCCGUCCGCUCGAAAUUUCAGUUACGACACUCCCAACGGCGAAAUAUUGCGUAAAAUACUGUUUUGCCUCCCGCUUUACCGGCGUUUCAAUCAAACAUCGGAAAUGAUUUUCCUUUAUUUACUGGGUACUUUGGGCCUGUGCUCCGUAACUGCUGCUCCCAAAUCAACACUCAUCGAUGAGGAUUCGCCACGACUUGCAGCUCGCAACAGUAUAGUGCUCAGUGCGGCUUGGACCGCGUCCACCCUGACUCCGUGGGUCGCCCUAUUGAAUUCUCCCAAUUACGUUUAUUCUCCACUCGGUGUUUAUAUGACUCUGUCGAUGGCAUCAUUCGGAGCGAACGGAGCGUACAAAAAUUCGUUGAAAUAUCUUCUACAGCAAAUCGUAGAUGACCAAAAAACUGGAAUGAAAGUAUUCAUCGAUCAUUUUCAAAAUUUCGAGCGAACUGGACUGCACAUGGCCAACGCUUUUUACGUUUCUCCCGAUAUCUCUGUUCGCCCGGAAUUCAAAAGAACUAUCGAGGAACGUUUCGGUAUGACGCCGCGGAAUUUGACAAGGAACGUCCAAAUGAAGGAAUGGUGCGAGUAUCACUCGCGACGUCGCUUAACGAACAUUAUAAAUCGGAGAAAUCUUGCCCCGAACAAGGCUUUGUCGUUCACGAACGCUGCGUACUUCAGGAACGAGUGGUUGCAGAAAUUCAAUGACUUGCACACUAAACAAGGCACAUUUCACAGGGAGGAUGGCACGAAAAAACGAGUGCCUGUGAUGAGCGUUGCGGGAUCAUUUCGCUACGGAGAAUUUAAAGAAUUUGGCGCAACUUACGUUGAAUUGCCAUUCAAGCGCGGGAAAGACGACAAACCCAAGGUCAGCAUGUUCAUUGUACUCCCGGACGAGGAGCACGGGCUGGCCCAUGUGGAAAGGAAGUUCCUGAACAUCACCGCGAAGAUACAUGAGAAAUACGGAAACGUCAAAAAUGUUUCGAUUAAACUACCAAAAUUCAGCAUCACAAGCGAUAAGAUUGAUCUCAAAAGCCCCUUGACGCAUCUGAAUCUCGGAAGCUUGUUCGAUCCGUUCGAAGCUAACUUGACAGGAAUAGCCGAAAAGCCUCGAAUUUAUUUCAACGAUGUCGUACAGAGCAGCAUUAUAUUAAUCGAUGAGGGAGGAGUCGAAGCCGCGUCAGGAACGGGAUGCAAUGAAGUACAAUGCGAGUCUUACGAGCCGUUAGUUCCGCCUUGUCAUCCGCCAGCCCCUCGCCCCGAAUACAUACCCUUCGUUGCAGAUCGUCCCUUCUACGUUAUCAUCGGUACAACCGAGGAGUUAAAUUCUGUGGACGUUUUCGUCGCACGGUUCAACGGUUAAAAUUAUAAAUCUUAGCAUAUAUUAAUAGAAUAUUCCAUUUUUUUCGCCAAUAAAUAGAUUAACUGCGAUUUCAUAGGC
Venturia canescens is the source of this 1456-nucleotide messenger RNA. RefSeq names its product serpin I2-like. The record is from RefSeq and is a predicted model, not a curated record. Lineage: Eukaryota; Metazoa; Arthropoda; Insecta; Hymenoptera; Ichneumonidae. Bases 125 to 1378 code for a protein of 417 amino acids. Gene Ontology annotation, molecular function: serine-type endopeptidase inhibitor activity. The transcript has 9 exons.